Molecule: messenger RNA, 3322 nt
Organism: Etheostoma cragini (Arkansas darter)
Lineage: Eukaryota; Metazoa; Chordata; Actinopteri; Perciformes; Percidae
Gene: jmy
Product: junction mediating and regulatory protein, p53 cofactor
Exons: 10
Coding region: 546-3266 (906 amino acids)
Biological process (GO): Arp2/3 complex-mediated actin nucleation; positive regulation of apoptotic process; intrinsic apoptotic signaling pathway by p53 class mediator
Cellular component (GO): nucleus; cytoplasm
Molecular function (GO): Arp2/3 complex binding; transcription coactivator activity; actin binding
Source: RefSeq, a predicted model, not a curated record
GUCUCCUCGUGGAACCUGAACGCAACGCCGUCUAUGUGUUUGGGGAGUGCACCAGUUAAAUCCCUCCCCGGAUUUAACAACGCGCACCUUGACUGCUUGUAAACAGAAGCUCACACGUGACGCUGAGAGCCCGAUUGUCUGCGAGCGGACAAAGAGCGACACAGUCAGCGCGAGCAUCGGGUGCAGGUAAACGAGCAGGUGUCAUGACAACCGACAUUAUCAAGCAGACUUUCGUCCGUCGUUUGCGCUGCUGUGUCCGAGCGAGUCUGGCCGCUUGAACUUCUUAAUGUCUGGAUCCCAAAUCCGAGCGUGUGGAGGGAUACCGACGUUAGCUGCGUUUUCUUCAGCUCGCACGCAGCUGGCAGCGGGUAAACAAAGCUGGACAGCCUUUGUUUCACCUCCUAAUUUAGCUAGUCGGUCCAUUCGCUUCAACUGCGCCAAAUCUUACUUUUCUAGCUAACCGUAGCUAGCAGUAGCUUCGACAUCUGAUUUGUUUUCCUUUUUUAGCCAACGUUAAUCUGGUCUUUUUUCACUGGCUGGAUGAGAUGUCAUUCACGAUGGAGGAUAACUUGGAGUCCGAGUGGGUGUCCGUCCGACCCAAAGUCUUCGACGAAAAAGAGAGGCAUAAAUUUGUCUUUAUUGUGGCCUGGAACGAAAUCGAGGGGAAGUUCGCCAUAACCUGCCACAACAGAACCGUGCAGAGACGGACUACUUUUCUUCUGGACCCGCUUGUUGACGUUGCCCCCGCUUGCACUCCGCUUCUUUCCCCCGGUGCCUCCGUGGCAGAGAAACACACAAAAAGUAAGACAGAUGAAGUCUGCCAAGCGGGUAAAGUUAGACCACUUGCCGUUCCUAAAGGGAGGCCCACAACUAAGGCUGUUGUUGCGGACAAAAAUGCUUUAAAGACAUCAGAGUGUGUCAGUCCCACAUUAGGGUCCUGGGAUAUUGUGACACCGAAAGUAAUGGAAAUCGAGAUCCUGGACCCAGUGAAUGUCCAUUUCUCUGCGGAUGAUGCUGACCCAGUGGACGGGGACGGUGACAGCAGUGGUCGUGAGGACUUCAGCUGGGCCGGGGUGUUCUCCUUCCAGGACCUAAAGGCAGCCCACCUCCAGCUGUGCGCCGUCAACUCGGACUUGGAGCCGUGUUUACCCUCCUUCCCCGAGGAGCAGUCCGGCGUGUGGUCGGUGCUUUUUGGUGCCUCGGGGGUGUCGCAGCGGGAGACAGACGCCCUGUGCUACCAGCUGCAGGUGUACCUGGGUCAUGCCCUGGACACUUGCGGAUGGAAGAUCCUUUCAGAGGUGCUUUUCUCCGAGAGCGAGGACACGGACGAGUACUACGAGAGCCUGAGUGAGCUGAGGCAGAAAGGCUAUAAAGAUGCUCUGGAGAGGGCCAAGAGGCGCAUGCAAGAGGUGUUGGAUAGACACAAAUCCAUGGACAGCAUGGUGGAUCUGCUGCAGGUGUACCCCGAGGAGGACGAGGCGUAUGGAGAGCUGCUGGAAGCAACAACUCAGCUCUACCACUACCUGCUUCAGCCUUUCAGGGACAUGAGGGAACUGGCAAUGUUGCGCAGACAGCAGAUUAAGAUCUCAUUAGAGACGGAGCGCCUGGGUCCUCGCCGAGUGGAGAGCCUGAGGAAAGAAGAUGAGGAGUGGCAGAAGAAGGCUCACGCCGCCGUUCUGUCCAUACAAGACCUGACUGUCAAGUUCUUUGAAACCACGACUCGGGCACAGAAAGCUCUGAAUGAGCGGAUGCGUGCUGACCAGAGAAAGUUUGGCAAGUCGGCAUGGGCAGCGGCGGUUGAACGCAUGGAGAGGCUGCAGUACGCGGUUUCCAAGGAAACUUUGCAGCUGAUGAGGGCCAAGGAAAUCUGCCUGGAACAGAGGAAACAUGGCUUGAAGGAGGAGAUGCAAGGUCUGCAAGGUGGGGAGGAAGCCAUGCUGCGUCUGGACCAGCUGGAGGCGCUGUACUACGAGCUGCAGCUGCAGCUGUAUGAUAUUCAGGCAGAAGUGUUGCGCUGUGAAGAGCUGCUGCUCACUGCACAGCUGCAGAGUCUACGGAGGCAAAUGACAGAGCGACAGGAUGAGGUGGUGUACUACGAUGCCUUUGAGAGCCCCGAUGCCAUGAAGGGUGAAGAAGAUCGUGCCACCCCACCAUCCCCCCUCCGAGAUGAAGGACUCAGCGUCCUACAGCAGAGGACACGGCAGCUUGAGGCCCGCAGGGGCCGCAUCACUGCCAAGAAAGUCUACCUCAAAAAAAAGAAGGAAAUCUGCAUUGUCAAUCACAACCAGAAGAUACAACAUCAACAAGGUAGCCAUGGCAAUUCCCUGCAGACACUGCAACAGGAUGGUGAAGCUGAGGAAGAUGAUGAAGCCAAGAGCAACGCCAGAGUGAGUCAGGAGAGGCAGAGGACUCUGGACAGACUUCGCAGCCUCAAACAGCGUUAUCCCGGCCAGGUGACUCUGAAGUCCAGCCGGCUGCGUCUGAGUCAGCCUCACAGCCAGAGGCGAGCCGGACAACAGCCCAGCACUCAUUCGGCCAGCGUUCAGACGGACUGCAUCUCCGAUCUCCCAGAACUCUCUGCUCCUCCUCCACCUGAUGUCUGCAGCUGCGACAGCGUCUCUUUACCUACAGUCGAACUCAAAAAUCUCGACUCUUCACCUCCAUUCCUCUCACUGCCUCCCCUUUCAGACUCUCCAUCUAUUCUUUCCCUGGGUCCUCCUCCUCCUCCACCUCCCCCGCCUCCUCCGCCACUUCCUCCCUCGGAGGAGCAGCAGCAGCAGGGUAAGGGCAGGGAGAAUAAUCCCAGCCCAGUGCGGCACCAUGAACACCAGUCGGAAUCUUCCUCUCUGCCCCUGGCUCCAUUUUCCCCUCGCUUCUUUGACAGCAGUCAGCUGCAGACGGCGAGGAAGAAGCUGAAGAAGACGGCCUCGCUGGACUCGUCUCAGUGGAGGAGAGCGAGCUCCCCCAUGGACGAGGUGCUGGCCUCUCUGAAACGUGGCUGUUUCCACCUGAGGAAGGCCGAGCUGCGAGUCCUGGCCCCCGACCCGGACGACGACACCGACAACAUCCUGGCUCAGAUCCGGCAGGGUGUCCGGCUGAAGAAGGUACGGACCCGUCCGGAGCAGCAGCGUCGCGCUAAGGGCUUCCCCCACUCGGCCGAUGCUCUGACCCGCAGCAUCCACGAGGCUCUGAGGAGAAUCAAAGAGGCCUCACCGGAGUCCGAGUCUGAGGACGAAGGCCUCCCAUGCACGGACUGGGAAAACUAGUUUGGCUUUUAGGAAGUUUUUUUUUAGUUUUUUUUUUGGGAUGCGUGGAGCCAAAA